This is a messenger RNA of Rana temporaria (common frog), 2279 nucleotides long. Its product is annotated as tumor necrosis factor receptor superfamily member 10B-like. Gene Ontology annotation, molecular function: transmembrane signaling receptor activity; protein binding. Gene Ontology annotation, cellular component: membrane. Bases 270 to 1682 code for a protein of 470 amino acids. The record is from RefSeq and is a predicted model, not a curated record. Gene Ontology annotation, biological process: apoptotic process; signal transduction; immune response. Lineage: Eukaryota; Metazoa; Chordata; Amphibia; Anura; Ranidae. The transcript has 12 exons.
UAGUACAGAUAUUGUUGGUCGCAGCGACAGAUCCCAUUUCUACUGAUAGGGGGCAGUAAAGGACAGAUUAGCGCAUAGGAAGCAUUCAAUGAAUUAAGUCAAGUUACAGGAAGGCUCCUUAGACCGUCCCGUGUCAGGAAGAGGUGUGAGACCUGACAAUUGUUGCCUUCCGGGGCGGUCUGAUCUCCUUGCCGGACUUUCCCCGGAAUUCUGCUUUUCUACGCGACCCGACAUUCCCAGGUAAUGUUGGUGAAAGAAGGAAUCUCAGGAUGGUUCUCUGGUCGCUCAGCUUUUUAGGAUUGUCCGCAGUGAUGACUGCAGGAAUGGACCAGAACAAAUUACCCGCAGAACAUCCGGCCAAUAACAGGACGGCGCGGAGCCUUCCCUGUCCGCCAAAUGAAUAUUCCCACAAUGGACGAUGCUGCAUGCACUGCCCCGCCGGAACGUAUGUCUCCUCUCAUUGCACUGUACAGCACGGUCCGGGGUCAUGUUCCCCGUGUACCCCAGGGAAGGAUUUCGCUGCCGGACCCCAUGGACUGGAGCGGUGCCUGGCUUGUCACCCCUGUAGAUUUGAUGAUCAGGUCCAAGUCGCAGAUUGUACAGCCACUGAAGAUUAUCGGUGUCAGUGCAAACCGAACACCUUCUGCACCGAUACCUGCCACCUCUACUGCAAGGACUGUACCAGAUGUCCUGAAGGUCAAUACGAGAAGCACGAGUGUACACCGACCUCCGACACCGUGUGUGAAGAUAUCGGCUCCCUUCAACCUACCGCCAAGGGGGAUCUCGAUGAUUCUCUCUCUGUUGCAUUACCGGUUUCCAUCGGCCCUGCUGGGAUCACCAUUGCUUGUGUUGUCGCCCUCUUACUAUAUCGAAGUAAAAAAAAGAAAGAAAGACAGAAGCUAGCUGAAAAUGGAAAUGAAGAAUAUCAGAGGCCAGCUUCUGAAGACUCUCUGAAAACUGUCAGCAUUGUACCUGGUACGGCCCAGCCAGCUCAGGAGCGAGUGGACAACCUUGGAGCUGAAGAAGUAUACACACCUCUAGGACAGCAAGAGAACGAGAAUUUUAUUCAAGUUGGAAAAAGUAAUCAGCGUGAUGUGACGGGACGUGGCUGUGAGGAGGAAGCGCCAUUGACCACGGACCCUACUGAUAAACAGCAACCCAGUUUGGGGGCUUGUAGCUGUGUCAGUGAUAGAGCGUGCACACCUCUGGGACAGCAAGAGAACGAGAAUUUUAUUCAAGUUGGAAAAAGUAAUCAGCGUGAUGUGACGGGAUGUGGCUGUGAGGAGGAAGCGCCAUUGACCAUGGACCCUACUGAUGAAAAUAAACCCAGUUUGGGGGCUUGUAGCUGUGUCAGUGAUAGAAUCAAAUUCAAAAAUGACAAAACACUAACUGAUGAAGAAUGGCUUGAAUGCUACAACUGUCUUAAAGAACAUGUGACUCCGAACAGGUGGAAAGAAAUGAUGAGGCAUCUGGGGCUACGUGAAGGGGAUAUCCAGUCGAUCCUCCUAGAUUAUACGCACUUUCGAGAAGCUAGCUAUCAAAUGUUCCUCCUGUGGAGAAAUCAGAACGGUCAGAGCGCCUCAAUGAGCAAGGUGUUCCAUGUCCUGAACAAGAUGGACCUAAGGGGAUGUAAAGAAAAUGUUGCUAACGAUUUAAUUUUUAAUGGAAUCCUUGUUGCCUAAAACCAAGCUGUGAGAUGCUGGAUUGUUUUUUUUUUUUUUUGCUUUUUGAUGUAGAAUUUUGAGACUGGUAACCUUUUUACUUUAUCCCUCGGAACAUUUCUGAACGUAUCGGAUUUGCUUGUGUUGGGAAUAAGUCCAUCAGCACCUUACUUUUACCAUGUCUACAUGCUAGCCAGGUAUUCGUCCUUAAUUUCCUCUGCCCCAUACUUUACUUAUCGUAUUAUCCACCAGGUAGGUUUGAUUUGUGUCCACUGGGAUGUGUCAGAUAUCGGACUAUGAAAUAAGGUUUGCAGGUUCAACCGCUGGCCAAUUCCUGAGCAGCCUAGCCCAACGGUUUGGGCAAGGGAACUGUUAACUAUCUGGGGAAUAUGUUCUGGAAAGGUAUCUUCUGUUUCUCCUUCUGGCUGGGAAGAAACUGAAAGAGAUUGCGCCAUGAUGUACGACCUGACCAGCUGCACACUUUGGAGAGGUACAGCAAAGAAGCUGAAGACAAUAGGAUUAUAGCAGGUACAUGAACCUCCAGAGGCUCUCAAGUCUGACUAAACCUGAAGCUUCCAGUUGGAGCAGACAUUGGGACUUCCAGAGGCUCUCAAGUAU